CUUGAGUUUGUGGUGUAGAUGACGUUCUACACUGACAAUGAGACCGACGCGAGAUGGCAAUACCGUACAAAGGUUUGUGGACUGAUGGCGAAGAACGACAACACAAACUGACAUGAACUCUGCGAGCAAGGUUGGUGAAAUUUUCACCGCAGCCGGAGCAGCGUUUAAUAAGCUCGGAGAAUUAACCAUGCAGUUACACCCGACGACAGAUUCACCCGCAGGUAAAUGGACUGACGAGGAAAUUGAGAUGCUCCGUCACUCGGUAAAGACCUUCAGUGAAGAUUUAAACAAAAUAAGUGAGCACAUCAAGGGACGAACGGUCUCGCAGAUUCGAACAACGUUAAAGAAGAAAGCCUUUGAAGAAGCGGGAGUGCCGAUUAGACAACAAAUGUUGUCCCAACAACAGUCGGCACAAUCGGCGGUUCAGCAGCAGUCGAAACAGCAGAGCGGAAAUCAAGGGUUAAUGGGGAAGUCAGCGGAAGUAACGUUAAACAUGUUAAACGCACCAGAAUCGGAGGUAGACGUCGAAGGACUACCGGAGGAGUGCCAAGUGAAACUUGAGUUCGAGGGUGCAACAGAAGAAGUUGCAUCUUAACACGAAAGCUUUCUAUUAAGGUGCGGCUUUUCCAUAUCUUCGAUCUCUAAACUUAAGAUAAUAUUUACGUAAUAUACGUUUAGUAUUAAGUAUCGAUAAUGUACAUUCAGUAAGUUAUGUUUCUCAAUAAAUUCGUAA
Messenger RNA from Nomia melanderi (Alkali bee), 733 nucleotides. Its product is annotated as BPTF-associated chromatin complex component 1. Lineage: Eukaryota; Metazoa; Arthropoda; Insecta; Hymenoptera; Halictidae. The record is from RefSeq and is a predicted model, not a curated record. Gene Ontology annotation, cellular component: NURF complex; MLL1 complex.